AUGAUCUCGUUGGCUCGAAAGGCCAUCAAGGCCAAUCAGCAGCGCAAACAAGCGCAAAAAAACUCGGCGCCAAUGGAAUUGCAAGAAACAGGACGUGACGCUACCAAGCAAGCACCUCAACAACCACAAUGUCGGCAUAUGGAAGCGUAUGAAUCUUCGUCUGUGAAAUGUAUUGCGUGUGCAUCAGAAAAGAAGGCCGCGAGGAUAUACCGAUGGAAGAUUAUCCUAGGCCUAGUGGCACCCUUUGCUCUUCAAGCACUUGACUCGACAAUCAUCGCUAGUGCUCUUCCGUGGAUUGCCUCGGACUUUGGGGAGAUCUCACAGCUCAACUGGAUCGUCUCAGCGUUCAACCUCACUUCUGCAGCGUUCAUCCCUUUCUGGGCUCAAAUGGCUGAUGUAUUUGGCCGCAAUGCUUCUAUCAAUGCAGCCAUUAUCCUCAUGCUCAUUGGCAGUGCCCUUUGUACUGGGGCCCCAACAAAUGCCUUCCCAGUUCUGCUUCUGGGUCGUGGAUUUCAAGGCCUUGCUGCGGCUGGCCUCAAUGUCGUUGUUCGCACUAUUCUUGCCGAUAGAGUUUCUUUGCAAGAAAACGCAAAGAACUGGGCCAUCUUCUCACUCGUCGGCGGUAUCUCAUAUGGACUCGGCCCAGUCAUCGGUGGUGAGACUACUCCAAACCACAUCUGCUAUUUGAAUACAGUUAACAUCGGCUUAGGAUAUCUCACAAAUGCUGACUGGAGAUGGUGCUUUGCCAUCAAUCUCCCUAUUGCCGCUGUCGCUCUGAUCAUAGUCUUCUUUGUCCUACGCAAGGAGCUUCUCGGUCCUCAGCCCAUCCCUGAGCUCAACGAGACAGCUGAAACUGGCCGGCGAACAAAAUUCGUCGCCCGUCUCAAGACUGUUGAUGUUGGCGGCCAGCUUCUUUUCAUCUUUGGCUUUGGUCUCGUUAUUCUGGCUUUGACUUGGGGUGGCGCGACAUAUUCUUGGUCAUCACCCGCGGUCAUUGUUCCUCUGGUGCUUGGUAUGAUCUUUGCUGGCGUUUUUUGCUACUGGGAGUAUCUCCUUGCCCCUGGAAAUACCAUGGCCGAGAAGCUGCCCUGGCAGAGAGCAAUGCUCCCCUGGGAACUAAUCUCAAAUCGUGAUAUUGGACUUCUCUUCUAUUGCGAGUGUGCCACAGGAAUUGGCAUGUAUGCUGUACUCUACUUCUGUAACAUCUACUUUAUUGCAGUCAGGGGUUACGACUCUGACGAGGCUGGUGUCCAGCUUCUCUACUUUGUCCCUGGUCUUGGAGCCGGUGUUUAUAUCUGCUCCUUCAUGUGCAACAAAUGGCCUCGCAUGACGUUUCCCUGUAUCUUUCUAGGGACACUCACCGAAGCUGUCGGUCUGGGAGUGCUUGCAUGGGCCAUCUACGCGAACAGGCUGAGCGUCAUCUAUGGAAUGAUGGCCCUUGUUGGCUGUGGUAGUGGUAUGCGUUUCAUGGCUUCGCCACUUCACGGCAUCGGUCUUUUUCGACACUUGCGCGCCUCCGUCAUUGGGCUCAUGGCGGUUGCCAUCCCUUUUGGUGGUACUAUCGGCUUGACUAUCAUGUCUACAGUCUUCAACAACACUUCUGGGCUGGACUCCCAUAGCGACUUCAGCAGCGUGCAUUCUUCCUCUGAUGGUGCAGCAAAUGAACAGGCUGUUCAUCAAGCCAAGAUGGGUGUUGUCUGGGCGUUUGUCGCCAUCACCCCUCUCGUCGCACUGGCAUUCCCAGUUACUUGGUUCAUUGGAAACGUCAAGCUUGGACAAGGUCCCCCUGGAGAAGAUGGUCCUACAGACAUUGUGGUGAAGGGUUCAUAUCUCCUCAAGCUAGUACGAGGCCAGGAAAAGUUGAAGAUUGAGAAAAAUGCAUACAGGCUCAACAGCUCGCACAGUGGAGCAUGGUCAGAAGCUGUAGCUUCUGAUCAGGGCGUCAACGCCACGAGACCUUUGCAGGGCUCCCAGCAGAUUAAUUCUAUCUAG
Molecule: messenger RNA, 1992 nt
Organism: Fusarium tjaetaba
Lineage: Eukaryota; Fungi; Ascomycota; Sordariomycetes; Hypocreales; Nectriaceae
Product: multidrug transporter
Exons: 7
Coding region: 1-1992 (663 amino acids)
Biological process (GO): transmembrane transport; basic amino acid transport
Cellular component (GO): fungal-type vacuole membrane
Molecular function (GO): basic amino acid transmembrane transporter activity
Source: RefSeq, a predicted model, not a curated record